GAGCCUUUGGUCUGUAUUUCCCCAGGCCGUUCGGUUGUUUGUACAUGUUAGCAUCUCUGCACACGGUCUUCAGAGUAUUUCUAUUGUGCGUAAGCUACAAACACGUCUUGUUUUAUAAGAGUGUCAAACUGUACUAUUUCAUAUUUCAGCUCUGCUAUCACAAAAUGUAGCACUGUCCUAUUUAUUCAGAUUAAAUCUGAUUUUUAAGUAGUCCUUUGUUGAGGAUGAGAGAACAAGCAAUUUGAAAUAUUUCCACGUAUGGUAAAAACUCGUGUAAGCUCCAUCAGGUUUUGACACAUUUAUUUACAGAGGCGCCCAAAUAGAAAAAGUAGGUUAAUUUGUUGCUACGAUAGGACAGAUUUUGGUGAAGUGUGAGAGUCACUUUAUGUGUGUGCCUGUAUCUGGGUCAAGUACACACUUCUCUCUAAUGUUAGGGUUCAAGCCUGUGUUACUAGAGACAGAAUUGUAUUAUUGAAUGGGAGGCACUUCAUUGGCAAUUAGAAAGGCUUAACAUAGUUUUAUUAAAAAAAAAAAACAAAACGAUGCGGCGCCUGGGUGGCUCAAUCCGCUGAGCAUCCGACUUCGGCUGAGGUCAUGAUCUCGCAGUUUGUGAGUUCGAGCCCCGCGUCCUGCUCUGUGCUGACAGCUCAGAGCCUGGAGCCUGCUUCGGAUUCUGUGUCUCCCUCUCUCUGCCCCUCCCCUGCUUAUACUCUGUUUUUUUCUCUCUCUCUGUCUCUCAAGAAUAAAUAAACAUUAAAAAUAAUUAAAAGUAAAUAAGUAUCUUUUUAAAAAAAGUCUUUGGGGAGCCUGGGUGGUUCAGUCAGUAGAGCAUACAACUCUUGAUCUCAGGGUCCUGAGAUCCCAUGUUGGUUAUGGAGAUUACUUUCCAAAAAAAAAAAAAGCCUUUUGUUUUCAGCCGGAUUAGCAAAUCCCCUUGCAAGUUCAAUGCCUCCUGAGUUCUCCCCGCCCCCCCCCGCCCGCCCCCCAUGAUUGCAUGUGUGUAUUCUUUUCCUGUUCUAUCUCUGCUCUUAAGUACUGGAUUUUAUUCUUGGCCAGGGAAAGAAGUAAAGCAUUUUAUUGAAACAAUCCUGUCCUGGACUCUGUCCCACCCACAGCAAGAAAUGAAGGUUAACGUGUUGCUAGUUUUAACAGUUUAAAGGGCUGUGAAUUGGUUAGCUUUAUUCAUUUACUUUUUCACUGAAAUGGCACUCAUCUUAAAAACAAGCAGCUGUCUGCUUCCUGGAGAGACCGUUUACAAUUUAACGUGAAAUAAUUUUUUUCUUUAAUGUCAUCUCUGCUACAACUCUGAGGGAGUACAUGGCACAUCCAGAGAGUGCAGGAAAAUGAGGUAAUUCUAUAAAAAAUGCUUCCGAAAUGGGGAUCCCAUUAAAUAGUAUUUCAUCUUGCACUGACAGAAUUUUUAAGUCAAGAUGUUUAAUGCAAGCAGUUUGCAGUAAGACUUCCCCUUUAAAGAGAUCAGUAAUGACAAAAUGUGUCGCGGUCGAUCAUAGUGGCCACACUACUGGUAAAGUUUUAGAUGCUUGAAACAAAAUUUUCCUUCUUGUUUUGUAAAGAGCUUGAAUUGUCAACCAUGAUUUUCCUUUUCUUUUUUUAAGUCUAUGUAUUCAUUUUGAGAGGGAGAAAGAGAGUGGGGGAGAGGGGCAGAAAGAGAGGGAGAGAGAACCCCAAGCAGGCUCUGCGAGGUCAGAAGUGCCCGCUUGACGCGGGGCUUGAUCCCACGCACUGGGAGAUCACUGACCUGAGCCCGACGCGGGGCUCGAUCCCACGCACUGGGAGAUCAUUGACCUGAGCCCGACGCGGGGCCCGAUCCCACGCACUGGGAGAUCAUUGACCUGAGCCCGUCGCGGGGCCCGAUCCCACGCACUGGGAGAUCAUUGACCUGAGCCCGACGCGGGGCCCGAUCCCACGCACUGGGAGAUCAUUGACCUGAGCCCGACGCGGGGCCCGAUCCCACGCACUGGGAGAUCAUUGACCUGAGCCCGACGCGGGGCCCGAUCCCACGCACUGGGAGAUCAUUGACCUGAGCCCGACGCGGGGCUCGAUCCCACGCACUGGGAGAUCAUCGACCAGAGCUGAAAUCAAGCGUUGGAUGCUUACCGGACGGAGCCCCCAGGCGUCCCAUCUAUGAUUUUUCUGACAGGUCGCCCCGGGGACAGACCGCGGAGCCGGAGAGACUCGUCGCGCCCCGCGGACCAGAAGGAAGCCUGUGGAUGGCUCUUCCACCGCCGCUGUCAGAGCACAGGUGGUGAGUGGCGGGGAAUCGCUCGCGCGUGCUUCGGAUGCAGCUGAGGAAGAUGCAGACCGUGAAGAAGGAGCAGGCGUCCCUGGACGCCGGGAGCGGCGCGGACAAGAUGACGGUGCUCGGCCCCGCCCUGGCCGACGUCUCCGAGGAGCUGACGGCCGGCGAGGAGCUGCUGCUGGGCGAGGGCAGCGUGGGGAAGAGCAAGGCCUCGGCGUGCCGGCGGAAGCGGGAGUUCAUCCCCGACGACAAGAAGGACGCCAUGUACUGGGAAAAGCGGCGGAAAAACAACGAAGCGGCCAAGCGCUCCCGGGAGAAGCGGCGGCUCAACGACCUGGUCCUGGAGAACAAGCUGAUCGCGCUGGGCGAGGAGAACGCCACCCUGAAGGCCGAGCUGCUCUCCCUCAAGCUGAAGUUCGGCUUGAUCAGCUCUGCGGCGUAUGCCCAGGAGAUCCAGAAACUCAGUCAUUCCACGGCUGUGUACUUUCAAGACUACCAGGCGGCCAAGUCCAGCGCGGGCCCCUUCGCGGACGAGCACGAGCCCGCGAUGGUGACGAGCGGCUGCAUCUCGGUCAUCAAGCACUCCCCGCAGGCCUCCCUGUCCGACGUCUCCGAGGUGUCCUCGCUGGAACACUCGCAGGACGGGGCCGCGCGGGGUGGCUGCGGGAGCCCCGACGGCAAGUUCCAGGCCAUCAAGCAAGAGCCGGUGGAGCUGGAGAGCUACGCCAGGGAGCCUGGCGACGAGCGGGGCGCCUACCGGGCCUCCGUGUACCGGAACCUCAUGGGGACCGCCUUCCCCGGCUACUCCCACUCCCCGCCUCUGCUGCAGGCCGCCCGGUCCUCCAGCAACUCCCCCAGGACGUCGGAGACCGAGGACGGCACGGUGGGGAAGUCCUCGGAUGGAGAAGACGAGCAGCAGGUCCCCAAGGGCCCCAUCCACUCUCCCGUGGAGCUUCAGCGCGUGCACGCCACCGUGGUGAAAGUUCCGGAAGUGAACUCCUCGGCCUUGCCGCACAAGCUUCGCAUCAAAGCCAAAGCCAUGCAGAUCAAAGUCGAAGCCUUCGAUCACGAGUUUGAGGCCACGCAAAAGCCGUCCUCGCCCGUGGACGGGACGCCGAAGAGGCAUUUCGAACUGGAGAAGCAUAGCGCCCCGAGUAUGGUACAUUCUUCCCUCCCCCCUUUCUCGGUGCAGGUGACGAACAUCCAGGAUUGGUCUCUCAAAUCGGAACACUGGCAUCAAAAAGAACUGAACGGCAAAACUCAGAACAGCUUCAAAACGGGAGUUGUAGAAAUGAAGGACGGUGGCUACCAAGUCUCUGACCCGGAGAAUUUGUUUCUGAAGCAGGGGAUGAUAGCAAACUUGUCUGCAGAGGUGGUGUCACUGAAGAGACUCAUAGCCACACACCAGAUCUCCGCCUCGGACUCGGGGUAAACUACUACUGAAACGCUCUGGGUGUUUAGAAAGCCGUCAUUUGCAAUAGAGGAGGACGUUUUGUAUUAGGCGGGAGUUUCACUGGACCCGUGAUGUCAUUCCACUGUAUGUGUUCACAUGCUGUCUGCUGGGUGUCUUUCUGUGCACAGGUUAUUACGGAGAUUAGAUUGUGUUAUCACUCUGCCUUGUGUAUAGUCAAAUAGUCUGUCGCAAAGGCUGUACAUAUUGAACAUUAUUUUUGUUGUUCUGUUAUAAAGUGUGUCAGUUACCAGUUUCAAUAAAGGAUUGGUGACAAAGACAAA
Molecule: messenger RNA, 3994 nt
Organism: Neofelis nebulosa (Clouded leopard)
Lineage: Eukaryota; Metazoa; Chordata; Mammalia; Carnivora; Felidae
Gene: NFIL3
Product: nuclear factor, interleukin 3 regulated
Exons: 2
Coding region: 2301-3692 (463 amino acids)
Biological process (GO): regulation of DNA-templated transcription; DNA-templated transcription; circadian rhythm
Cellular component (GO): nucleus
Molecular function (GO): DNA binding; DNA-binding transcription factor activity
Source: RefSeq, a predicted model, not a curated record